AUGGCCCAGCUAUACUACAAAAAGGUAAACUAUUCACCGUACAGAGACCGGAUCCCACUACAGAUCGUCCGAGCGGAGGCAGAGCUCUCGGUGGAAGAGAAGGCCUACCUCAGCGCUGUGGAGAAGGGGGACUAUGCCAGCGUGAAACAUGCCUUGCAAGAGGCAGAGAUCUACUACAACAUCAACAUUAACUGUAUGGAUCCUCUUGGUCGCAGUGCCCUUUUAAUAGCCAUAGAGAAUGAAAAUCUGGAGAUCAUGGAGUUGCUUUUGAACCACAGUGUGUACGUGGGAGACGCUCUGCUGUACGCAAUACGGAAAGAGGUGGUGGGAGCUGUGGAGCUGCUGCUGAAUUACAGGAAGCCCAGUGGUGAAAAACAGGUUCCAACUUUGAUGAUGGAUACACAGUUUUCAGAAUUCACUCCAGAUAUCACCCCAAUAAUGCUGGCGGCUCAUACCAACAACUAUGAAAUUAUCAAACUGCUUGUCCAAAGACGGGUAACAAUUCCACGCCCACACCAGAUCAGAUGCAACUGUGUGGAAUGUGUCUCCAGUUUGGAGGUGGACAGCCUGAGGCAUUCCAGGUCAAGGCUGAACAUCUACAAAGCCUUAGCCAGCCCUUCGUUGAUUGCCUUAUCAAGCGAGGACCCCAUCUUGACGGCCUUCCGACUGGGCUGGGAGCUGAAGGAGCUCAGCAAAGUGGAAAAUGAGUUCAAGGCUGAAUAUGAAGAGCUUUCACAGCAGUGCAAGCGUUUUGCUAAGGACCUUUUGGAUCAAGCGCGGAGUUCCCGAGAACUGGAGAUCAUUCUCAAUCACAGAGAUGAUCAAAGUGAAGAGCUGGAUCCCCAAAAAUGUCAUGAUUUGGCAAAGCUAAAGGUAGCAAUAAAGUAUCACCAGAAAGAGUUUGUUGCUCAGCCUAACUGCCAGCAGCUACUAGCAACACUUUGGUACGAUGGUUUUCCAGGAUGGAGGCGGAAACACUGGGUAGUAAAACUCUUGACCUGUGUCACCAUCGGACUGCUAUUUCCUUUGCUAUCCGUGGCAUAUCUGAUUGCACCGAAGAGCAGGCUGGGACUGUUCAUUAAAAAGCCAUUUAUAAAGUUUAUCUGCCACACCGGCUCUUACCUAACCUUCCUCUUCAUGCUCCUGCUGGCUUCGCAGCACAUCGUCAGGACUGACCUUCACAUGCAGGGACCACCUCCCACCAUCGUGGAGUGGAUGAUCCUGCCCUGGGUUCUAGGUUUUAUCUGGGGAGAAAUCAAGGAAAUGUGGGAUGGUGGAUUCAAUGAGUAUGUACAUGACUGGUGGAAUCUGAUGGAUUUUGCAAUGAACUCCCUCUAUCUUGCAACUAUCUCCCUUAAAAUUGUUGCCUACGUCAAGUAUAAUGGUUCUCGUCCAAGGGAGGAAUGGGAAAUGUGGCACCCGACUCUCAUUGCAGAAGCCCUCUUUGCAAUAUCCAACAUUUUAAGUUCCUUGCGUCUCAUAUCCCUGUUUACAGCAAAUUCACACCUGGGACCCUUGCAGAUUUCUCUGGGACGCAUGCUGCUAGACAUCCUUAAAUUCCUUUUUAUCUACUGUCUGGUGCUUCUGGCUUUCGCCAAUGGACUGAACCAGCUUUAUUUUUAUUAUGAGACCAGUGCCUCGGAGGAACCCAACAACUGCAAGGGGAUCCGAUGUGAGAAACAGAACAAUGCCUUCUCCACACUUUUCGAGACCCUCCAGUCACUCUUCUGGUCUGUGUUUGGCCUGCUGAAUCUCUACGUCACCAACGUGAAAGCCAGACAUGAGUUCACAGAAUUUGUUGGGGCCACAAUGUUUGGGACCUACAACGUCAUCUCCCUCGUUGUGCUGCUGAACAUGCUCAUAGCCAUGAUGAACAACUCCUACCAGCUCAUUGCUGACCAUGCGGAUAUCGAGUGGAAGUUUGCGCGGACGAAGCUCUGGAUGAGUUACUUUGAUGAAGGUGCCACUCUGCCCCCGCCUUUUAACAUUGUCCCGAGCCCUAAGUCAGUCUGGUACCUUUGCAAGUGGAUCCACAAUCGGCUGUGCCCGGGCAGCGACUCCGACAACGAACAGAAGAGGCAUGAAAACCUCAAAACGUUCACAGAGCGGCACGCUGACAACCUGAUUCAGAAUCAACAUUACCAGGAAGUGAUAAGAAAUCUUGUGAAACGAUACGUCGCAGCAAUGAUAAGAACUUCCAAAACCAACGAAGGUUUAACUGAAGAGAAUUUCAAGGAAUUAAAACAGGACAUCUCAAGUUUUCGCUAUGAAGUUCUCGACCUCUUAGGAAACAGGAAGCCCCAGAGGAGAAGUUAUUCUACCAGCAGCACAGAGGUGUCCCAAAAGGAUGAAACAAAUGAGGAUGGCGCUGGAGAAAAACCCAAAGCCAAGAGUGUGUCUUUCAACGUAGCCAACAAAAAAAAGGACUUCAACGUAUCUGCUCUAAUUAAAACCAUGUCUGGGAUGAAUAUGGUGGAAGAGAAGCCAAAAAGCAAUGGGAUCAGUAAGCGCUCCUUCGUCCGAAAUGGAAAUAGAGUUCAGAGACUUUCCAGCUCCAAAAAGGAGUCCUUCAAGAGACUGGGCCUGCUCUUCUCCAAGAUGAACGGACAUGUGCCCGAACCAAGCUCCGAGCCCAUGUACACUAUUUCAGAUGGAAUUAUUCAGCCACACUACAUGUGGAAAGACAUUAAAUAUUCUCAGAUUGAUAAAGACAAAGAAGAGAAUUGUUCCAAAAGUGAAAUUAACCUCAAUGAGGUGGACUACAGCGGGAACACAAGACUUAGGGGACAGAGCAAGGAGUGCCCUGUGGUUUGUACCAGCUCCCUUCACUGUGCUUCCAGUAUUUGUUCCUCUAAUUCCAAACUUAUAGACUCGUCAGAGGAUGUGUUUGAUUCAUGGGGAGAGGCUUGUGACUUGUUUAUGAACCAGUGGAAAGACGGGCAGGAGGAUCACGUUACAACACGGCUAUAA
This is a messenger RNA of Pterocles gutturalis (yellow-throated sandgrouse), 2970 nucleotides long. RefSeq names its product short transient receptor potential channel 5. The transcript has 10 exons. Bases 1 to 2970 code for a protein of 989 amino acids. Gene Ontology annotation, cellular component: membrane; cation channel complex. NCBI's taxonomy places the organism in Eukaryota, Metazoa, Chordata, Aves, Pterocliformes, Pteroclidae. The record is from RefSeq and is a predicted model, not a curated record. Gene Ontology annotation, molecular function: protein binding; inositol 1,4,5 trisphosphate binding; store-operated calcium channel activity. Gene Ontology annotation, biological process: calcium ion transmembrane transport; manganese ion transport; regulation of cytosolic calcium ion concentration.